Fusarium verticillioides 7600 is the source of this 2147-nucleotide messenger RNA. RefSeq lists its product as hypothetical. Gene Ontology annotation, biological process: protein neddylation; positive regulation of ubiquitin-protein transferase activity. Gene Ontology annotation, molecular function: ubiquitin conjugating enzyme binding; cullin family protein binding; ubiquitin-like protein binding. The transcript is spliced from 5 exons. Lineage: Eukaryota; Fungi; Ascomycota; Sordariomycetes; Hypocreales; Nectriaceae. The record is from RefSeq and is a predicted model, not a curated record. Gene Ontology annotation, cellular component: ubiquitin ligase complex. The coding region runs from base 1023 to 1850 and encodes 275 amino acids.
CAUCACCUACCUAAACUUCAACCCCCACCAUCAGCUAAGAUCACAGCCUUGUCGCGAAGUGAAAGCUCAACCCCUCCAUCUACACUUCUUCUUCGUCUCCAACAACAACUUUCCCGCCUUCCCUCUCGAACUUGACUCGAUCGCUGCGGCGCAACCCUCACAUGGGGAACUCCUUCCGAUAAACGCUCCCUCAUCCUCCUACCCUCACUCUGCGCCAUCUUACCACGACCGAACCAAGCAUCUUCACCGUUCGAUCACCACUAGGAGCCUAAACCCGAGUAUCCUCCGUGGAACAGUUCGACCCUACCGGCCGAUGCUCGAGUAUCCCAACAACCCGCUUGACGACUCGAUUUCCAUAUCCUUAGAGAGCCUUGCCAACUAGCCACAAAUCCGACGCCCUCAAGAUGCCUCCACCAUCCGCUGCCCAACAGAAGGUUCUCAUCGCCCAGUUCGUAGCUCUGACUGGUCAAUCAGAGCGACAGGCUACCCGUUACCUCAAGAAUGCCGGGUUCAAGCUCAACGAAGCUGUCGAUACGUAAGUUACUGUCGUCUUUUUCUAUUCUUUAUGCUUGUCAUGAUACACAUCGCCUACGUCUAGACACUGGCACAAUGCUCCCUGGCACAUCCGAAUACGGAUAUGUCUAUGUUGAGCAGCUUCCGGCUAUUGUUUGCCCACUGUAUCCAUCCUGUCACUGUCGCCUGGCCCACUAUUGCCCGUCUCAUUUGCAAAGUAUGACCGACAAAGACGCCGAUAGUCUUAGACAAGGUUACUUGUAGAUCUGGUGCUGUUGAGGGGUCUUGAAUACGUUACCUUGAGGCCAUGUGGUGCUUAUGCUUUCAUCAAAUUCCCAGAUGAGAACCAUGGGAAUCUUGAAGUAGUUGGCACCCAUGAUAGGGCUUGUACAGACGCCUCUUACGUUGUUACAAAACUUUCAACACCUCCUAUUCUUCAGAGCCCUUGCCCAUUCGGCGCUUUGUGACCUUACUAUAGUCACUCAAGCACAGUCCGGCCAGCUAAGAAGAUGGGAUGGAAAAGUUUCAAGAAGCGCAUCAAGACCGGGGUUCCUAUCUUGUCCUCUACCAAGGAGGCCGGCAAAGAUACCUCUCGAUCGUCUCAUCAGACGGAAUCUGAACAAACACGAACGAAUUCUAAAUCUCGGUUCUUUUCAUCCAAUGGAGACACUAAAGGCCCAUCGCCUCUGGAAGUAUCGCUAGACAAGCUAUUUACUCAACUGCAAGACUCUAGCGAUGAAAAAGACAAACUGGAGCUCGACUCUACAAUGUCAUACCUCACUGAGAAGCUACAAGUCAACAUCGAAAACGCCGAGCUACUUGUUGCGCUUGAACUUCUCCAGGCUCCAUCUGUGGGCGUCAUUACCAGAAAAGGUUACGUUGAUGGCUGGAAAGUGACUGGAGCUGGAACGACACAUCAAGAGCAUGCCGCCCAUCUCCGAAAACUGACCAAAUCCCUAUCUUCUGACCCGACGCUAUUCAAGAAGGUUUAUAGACAUACCUUUGUUGCUGGUCGAGAUGGCGACCAGAAAGCACUGAACCUUGAGACUGCGCUCGUUUACUGGGACAUCCUAUUUGCCCCUCCAGGAAUGGAGUGGAAGACACCAAACCGCAACUGGUUGGAAUUGUGGAAGUCCUUCCUCAACGCCAAAUGGACUCGUUCGGUCAACAAGGACAUGUGGAACAUGACACUCGAGUUUGCCCUCAAGUCUUUAUCUGACGAGUCACUAUCAUUUUGGAAUGAGGAUGGCGCUUGGCCAAGUGUGAUUGACGACUUUGUGGAUUGGUGUCGUGAGCAGGGCAUUGGUAAGACCGAUGGCAUGGACGUUGACAACUAGGGAAGCGGCACACACAUCGGCUCACAACACGAAACGGAGCCCAUGGAAGACAUGGACUCCUGCAACUCCGGUUCCGAUAUCCACAUGCCACUGUAUACGGGCAGGGCACAUCGUUUAGGCGCCAACCGAACGCAUGGGAAGCGGGCUGCGUUUCGAGAAGGACGGCGUUAACCAAGAGCACCCGGACCAUCGGUGUGGUUGUAAUUGAUGACUUAUGAUAGACAUGCUGUAACAGAAUAGAACAGCUUCAUGUUACCAGUCCUUCUGUGUGAUUUUGUGUCCUGAACCCUCGGUGAG